AUGUUGACCGACAAGGGAGACCAGGACAAUGGGAUUAGUAUGAAGUUCGGGGCCGAUCGGAAGAACAGCGUCAUCAGUAAAAAGGGCGAGUAUCAGCUCGUCAUGGGUGAGAACAACGUGGCCAAUGGGAAAAAAGGACGGAUGAACGGCACCACCAAGGAAGCGACAAUUAUAAAGACAAGCCCGUUUGUAUUUGAAUUUGCAGAGCCGGUGACCGAGAUCCUGGGCACCCCGGAUCUCUUUAUCGACGUUGGCAGCACGAUCAACCUCACUUGCAUCAUACAACACAGUCCGGAGCCGCCGGCAUACAUAUUCUGGAAUCAUAACGACACCAUAAUAAGCUACGAUUCGUCCAGGGGCGGUGUGUCCGUAGUGACGGAAAAAAGUGACAGAACGACAAGCUUCCUGCUGGUGCAAUUGGCCCAAAAAUCCGAUUCGGGUCGAUACACGUGCAACCCGAGCAACGCCCAGCCAAAGUCCAUCAACGUACACGUGCUCAACGGAGAGCAUCCCGCGGCGAUGCAGCACGGCGGCCAGGCCCACCAGCCCCGGUUCUACUCCCUGCUGCUCUGCCUCUGUCUGCUGCUCUAUUAAAGCGGAGGUGCUGCGGAAACUACGUAAAUGUACUCGACGAAAAGAUGGACGCGACUAAGAAGGAGGGAAAAAAAAAGUGUGGGUCGAGAGUAGUGGUGUUUUCCUUUCUCCCUUUCUUUCCGCGUCUGACUUUCUGCGUUUGACAGUUCAAAGGA
Molecule: messenger RNA, 749 nt
Organism: Copidosoma floridanum
Lineage: Eukaryota; Metazoa; Arthropoda; Insecta; Hymenoptera; Encyrtidae
Product: zwei Ig domain protein zig-8
Biological process (GO): synapse organization
Cellular component (GO): neuron projection membrane
Source: RefSeq, a predicted model, not a curated record